Anoplopoma fimbria (sablefish) is the source of this 4422-nucleotide messenger RNA. Its product is annotated as unconventional myosin-XIX. The transcript is spliced from 24 exons. Gene Ontology annotation, biological process: vesicle transport along actin filament; actin filament organization. Lineage: Eukaryota; Metazoa; Chordata; Actinopteri; Perciformes; Anoplopomatidae. Gene Ontology annotation, molecular function: microfilament motor activity; ATP binding; actin filament binding. Gene Ontology annotation, cellular component: myosin complex; vesicle; cytoplasm. The record is from RefSeq and is a predicted model, not a curated record. Bases 167 to 3055 code for a protein of 962 amino acids.
GCGUUGGGAAGGCAGCACACACGGGAAGUUCUCCUGAAGGAAUGUCUGACAGGAAUGGAACAUAUUGAGGUUCAGGCUGGCAGUUCAGAAUAACCACGACUACUAGACAUAGGCGACGUUCCUGUCUAGCUGUGGGUCUGUGAGACAGACUGUAGCCGUGGAACCGAUGAGUUCAGCCGGUAACCGCGUCGCUGGACGGGGAGCGGUGAAAGGAUUUGUCCAUAAAGUCCAUUCUCCUCCCUCGUCCCUAAAUGAUUCACUGGAGGGAGAAAUCCAGGCCUUCCUCAUUGAUGAAGACCAACUCCACACUUAUGACGACCUCACCAAAGUCAACCCAGUGAACCGUUCAACAGUGUUGAAAUGCCUGCAGGCCAGGUACAGCGUGAAGGUGUUUUACACCCAUGCUGGCUGCACCUUGGUGGCUCUAAACCCCUUUCAGCCAAUCCCAGACCUCUACUCUCUGGAGGUGAUGAAGGAGUAUCACAGCGCUCCUCAACCUCAGGAGUUCAAACCACAUAUCUUUAUCGUAGCAGAAGAAGCCUACAGGAAUGUUCAGGGCCAGUUGGAGCCAGUGAACCAAUCCUUGGUGGUCAGCGGUGAGAGCGGUGCGGGAAAGACAUGGACGUCUCGUUGCCUGAUGAAAUACUACGCUACUGUGGCGGCCUCCUCCUCAGUGGUGAAGAGUCAGAACACAGUGGAGAGGAUAGAGAGGAGGGUGCUGGAUUCCAACCCCAUCAUGGAAGCUUUUGGCAAUGCCUGUACGCUACGGAACAGCAACAGCAGUCGCUUUGGAAAGUACAUCCAGCUCCAACUAGACAGGUGUCAGCUGUUGGUGGGAGCAUCUGUGCAGACCUAUUUGCUAGAGAAGACCAGGGUGGCCUGCCAACUGGCUAAUGAGAGGAACUUCCACAUCUUUUACCAGAUGCUGAAAGGAGCCACAGAUGAGCAGAGAAAGGAGUGGAAGAUGCCACGUGGGCAAAGUUUUGUGUGGCUGCCAAAUUCUGAAAAAACAGUUGAGGAGGAUUGUUUUCAUGAGACAGUCGAGGCAAUGGUUCAUCUGGGCAUUAAUGCAGAGAGGCAGAGACAAAUAUUCAGGAUAUUAGCAGGGAUUCUGCAGUUGGGGAACGUGAAUUUCUCCACUUCAACAGAUGAAUCCCAAGCUUGUAACCUAGAUGAACAGUCCAAAGACUUUUCUCAGAGGGCUGCUGAGCUGCUGUGUGUCCCCGCUGAGGAGCUUCAGAUGUGUUUACGUGUGAGGACGUUGAAGGCGGGGAAGCAGAGCGUGAUCAAGCCCUGUUCACAGACAGAGUGCAGCAUGAGGAGGGACUGCCUGGCCAAGGUCAUCUACGCCCGAUUAUUCGAUUGGCUGGUAACAUUCAUCAACAAUAGCAUAUGUGCAGACAAAUCCACAUGGUGCAACUUCAUAGGAGUUCUAGAUGUGUACGGGUUUGAAUGUUUCCAGAUCAAUAACCUGGAGCAGCUGUGCAUCAACUACGCCAACGAGAAACUGCAGCAGCACUUUGUUGCUCAUUAUCUCAGAGCUCAGCAGGAGGAAUACGUGUCAGAGGGGUUGGAGUGGUCCUUUGUCAAAUACCAAGACAACCAGAGCUGUCUGGAUCUUCUAGAGGGAAAUCCUGUCAGUGUGUUUUCUCUUCUUAAUGAGGAAAGUCGUCUUAAUCGAGCCUCAGACGCAAAGACAUUCAGGGUUCGUUUGGAGAAGGAGCUCUGUGAUAAUGUCAACAUCAGCUGGGACAAGUUCAGCAAGGUGCCACACUUCACUGUGGCCCAUUACGCUGGCAAAGUCCACUACCAGAUACAGGGGAUGGUGGAGAAAAACAAGGACCCAGUGCCACCAGAGCUCACCAGCCUGCUUCAGAAGUCUGACAACCCCCUGGUUCACCAGAUCUUCACUGAUAAGGAAACCGAGAACCCGACUACCAAGGGGCUCAGUAAAGUCACUGUGGUCUCCAAAUUCAAGAACUCUCUGGAGAGCCUGAUGAGGAUCCUCCACACUACAACUCCUCACUACACUCGCUGCAUCAAACCCAACCCAGACUGCAAGCCGCUGACCUUCAAAAAAGAGGAGGUUAUCAUGCAGUUGGAGGCUUGUGGGAUUGUGGAGACUAUUCAUAUUAGUGCUGCUGGCUUUCCAAUCAGAAUUCCUUUCAAAGGCUUCAUGCAACGUUAUGGGCUCAUUGGAAAAUAUUCAAAUUUCAAUUCAUUGAGUCGGUGUGUUGAUGUGGAGGCUGACAGCAGCGACAGUCCUCGGCAAGAGGUGGAGAAGCUCCUGGGCGUCGUGUUACAGCACAAGGCUUUUGACCCCUCACACAACCAUGACAGUGAAAAACCCAAUUUAUGGGUGCACUGCGGAAGGACUAAAGUUUUUCUCACCCAGUUGAUGCUAGAUUCACUGGAGGAUCAGAGGAAGAAGAUCCUGUCUCGGUGUGCCUUCUCCAUUCAGUGCUGCUGGCUGAAGUACCAGCGCCGCAGACGUCAUGCUCGCCAGCAGUCUGCCACUCUGAUCCAAGCAGUGGUGCGGUCGUGGCUGGUCAGGAGGCAGGUCAGGAGAUGCAACAGAGCAGCUGCAGUCAUCCAGAACAAAUGGAGGAAGUGGAGGGCACUAUUGAGGUCCUUGGCCGAGGCAGAACUGGAUGACGCAAAGGACCUCGCGGAGGAGGACGUGCCAGUACUGAACCCAGUCAUCAGGGAGCGGGGCUCAGUGCAGCUCUCCUCUAUCCAGGAGCCUGUCACAGUGCGAGGGUGGCCCAUGGGCCUGGCUCUGGCCUCGGCCCCGUCCAUCACCAUGUCUCUGACAGCCACAGGCUUCCAGAAGAUGGUGUCUGUGAUGGCCUCCCUCAAGCUGCCCUCCAGGAGAGGGGAGUAUAAGGUGAAGCCCAAUCAGUACUCGCAGGAGCUAGCCUCCAUACGAGCUCAACCCAAGGGAUCUGUGAAGCUGCACUAUCAGCGAUCUCCACUUCUCUAUGCUGACAUGCAACCAGACCUGAAGAGUGACGUGACAGGAUUCAACGCGAUCCUGCUAGAGAAAACUUUGUAAGCAUUCCCCCUUUGCUGAACACUAAAGGUGGAUUUAAUUUACAUGUGUUAUUGCAGCGAAGCAUCUGCUCUUCUAUAAUCUGACAGAGGGAACAAACUUGUUUUUUUCUAUGCUGUCAUUUUGUUAAAUGUGUUUAAAAGUGAUCAGUUAGUUUUCUUGAAGAAUGCCAAAGUUGGAUGCAAAGAAUGGCAAAACCUACACCCUAGCAUAAGAAUGUUUAACCUACCAGGUCAGGUAACAUAAUGCACUGGGCUGUGAACCUGACUUCAUCAUAAAUCAUCUGUAGUCACCUUCAGGCUCCAGGAGGAAUUUUUUUUUUUUUUAGAUCUGAUUCAAAAUCACUGAACCACUGACCUGCCACAUCUGAGAUUAGACAUUUAAAUAAUUGAAUGGGGUUUGAGUUAUGAUGAUGUCACUGCAUGGCAGAGCCUUUGUCCCUGUUUGGAAAACUGAAAUUCAUUCAAUCAUAGCACCUUUACCACAGAGGACUGCAGGAUUUUGUCUCAUUUUCUUUGGAACAUCUGACUAUUGAUCAAAGUAUUGGGCCUUUGGCGAGUGCCUUUCUUAAAAUCUACACUCAAAUCACAAAUGGGCUGUUAGUAUUGUAUUUAUUUGUGAUUUUUAUAGGUUUAUUUUGGGUCGGAUGCAGAUAUUAUUGCAGAUUCUAUCAUAACAUCCUACAUCUGUUUUGAGUGUGAUUUAUGGGGGGGGGGGGGGUGUAAUUAAGCAACUAUUGCACAUGUAAAGCACAUAUUGCACAUUAAAACCACAGACCUGCCCACAUACAGCAACAAGCGGACAUGAACAAGCAGACACACCACUUAUGUGAAACAGGGAAAGGAUGAACAAAGGUUUAUUCAAAUUGCUGCUUUUUUGUUGCAUAUAGUUUUUUAUAUAUAUAUAUACACUUGUAAAAUAUUUGCCGAAACCACAUUGUGUCGAUUUGAAUCUGCUGCAGUCCAAAGCAAUAAUGCAAGUACUGUAUAACAUACCAAAGUCUUUUAACACUAGUGUUUUGUGUAUGAGAACACACACCAUUAUAUCCAUCAAGUUAUGCUAUAUUUGUAAUUUGAAUAUGCAAAACAUUGUUUGCUUAAAGUACAGUUACAAGUUAUUCAUGUAACUGAUCAUGAUGUUUAACAUGUUUUUAUCCUAUGCAUUACCUACAGAAAGCUGUUGAUUCCUUUCAUAUCUUGAUUUGCUCACUCUUAACCUUUUUCCAGCUAUAUGUUCACUCAAAUUUGUCAUUGUCAGUUUGUAAUUUGAAAUGUGUAUACCAUUUUGUCAGCAGCCAGUACCAAGGGAUUAAUGUUUAACUUGAAAUACGUUAAUAUUUAAUGACUUGUCAUGAUGAUUAAUUGUCUUGA